AUGGUUAACUGUAGACAAUUGUAUGAUAAUGUUUUUUAUUCGAGUUCGAACUAUGGUAGAUAUAUACUCUUGUCGCUGUUCGGAUGGAAACACGGCUGCAAAGUCAUUUGGUUAACAGAUAUCGAUAUAGCCAAACAAGUAUUACUUAGUUCUGUUGAUAAGGGUUCGUUUCUUGAAGAAAAACUUUUUGCUCCAGCUUGGUUACCUGUUCUUUCACUUGAAUCUGUUAAUGGAAAGGCUUGGCAAGAUUUAAAAUCAAACUUUAUAAUUUUUCAAAAGCAUCUUCCACCUGUAGAAAAUCUCGUCGCUGCAGCGCGUCACAUUUUAUCAACACAAGAUCCAAAUAUCGAGAUUGAUGCAAAAGAAGUUGUUCACAUAACGGUAGCUUGUUUUAUCAAAUGGAUCUUCAAUUUAGAUUGGGAUGUUAAAUGGAAUUUUGUUUGUGAAGCAUCGUGGGAAUGGCGUAAAGAAAUAGCCGCUAAAGGAAAAGGCAACACACAAUUAAAACAUAAAACAGUUGAAUGGUUAAUUAACUUGAUAAAUCAUUCCGAAUAUUAUCAUUUAUUUGGUGAACAAUGGUCCAAUCCAGAAUAUUAUUCUAUCAUUAUGCAACCAUUUAUUUUAUCACCUAUGAUAAAUUUUAGUGAUAUUGCAGUGUCAGCUUAUCAUCAUCCAGGAAUGUCCAUUCAAGAAUUUAUUCAUUAUUAUCAUCCAUUUCCAAUAAUGGAACGAUAUAUCGAGAAAGAUUUUAUAAAACAUAAAAAUGGCGAUCCUAUUAUCCUCAUCAAAGCCAAUACUCAAGUGUUUAUUCCAUUGGAUACAAUUGGACAACAUGAAAAAUACACAUCCGGUUUAUGGACACCAUUUGGCAUUGGACCGAGAAAAUGCCAAGGUUCGCAGUAUGCACUUCCUCUUCUUACUGAACUUAUGACUUACUAUGAAAAUAAUCCGCAGUUUAUGCCUGAAAAGAACCAUAAAUAUAGUGGAAGAAACAACGACCAUUUAUUAUUUGGCGAAUCAAUCUAUCAACUUAUUCUGUUUAUUAAAAUAUUUAUUCGUAAUUGA
This is a messenger RNA of Adineta steineri, 1065 nucleotides long. Lineage: Eukaryota; Metazoa; Rotifera; Eurotatoria; Adinetida; Adinetidae. The record is from the annotation of a GenBank genome assembly.